AUGUCUAUUGAUAAAUCAAAAAUGGUCACCAGAUUAGGUAAAUCUGGUUUAAAAGUCAAUACCGUUGCUGUCGGAGUCAUGAGAUUAGGUUCCAAUUGGAUGGGUUCAAAUGGUGACAUCGAUGAAUGCUUAAGGAUUUUGAAAUUUUGUUAUGAUAAUGGAUUUCGUACUUUUGAUACCGCUGAUGCUUACUCGAAUGGGAAAUCUGAAGAAUUAUUAGGUUUAUUUAUUAAGAAAUAUAAUAUCCCACGUGAAAAAAUUGUUAUUUUAACUAAAUGUUAUUUCCCAGUCAAAGAUUCUACUGAAGAAGGUUGGGGUGAAGUUGAUCCAAUUGAUUUUAUGAAUGGUAAAGGGUUAAGUAGAAAACAUAUUUUGGCUGCAGCUGAAGCAUCUGUCAAACGUUUGGGUACUUAUAUUGAUGUUUUACAAAUUCAUCGUUUGGACCAUGAAGUCACCUAUGAAGAGAUUAUGCGUUCAUUGAAUGAUGUUGUUGAAAAAGGGUUGACGAGAUACAUUGGUGCUUCAUCAAUGAAAACUUGGGAGUUUAUUGAGUUGCAAAAUGUAGCUAAAGCCAAUGGUUGGCAUCAAUUUAUUUCUAUGCAGAGCCAUUACUCCUUAUUGUACCGUGAAGACGACAGAGAAUUAAAUGAUUAUUGUAAAAAACAUGGUAUUGGAUUAAUUCCAUGGUCUCCAAAUUCUAGUGGUGUAUUAUGUCGUCCUUACAAUUCGGAAAAGACUCAAAAAUUCUUAGAGAAUAAACAAUGGGCUAGUGUUUUUGGAUUGGAUAAUGUUAGAGAAGCAGAUAAGAUUAUUGUUGAUAGAGUUGAAGAAUUAAGUGUCAAAUAUAAUGCUUCAAUGAUGCAAAUCUCUUUAGCUUGGUGUAUGGCCAAAGGUGUGAUUCCAAUUGCUGGAGUUUCUAAAUUUGUUCAAGCUGAAGAAUUAGUUGGUAUCUACAAUGUUGAUUUGACUGAAGAGGAUAUUAAAUAUCUCGAUGAACCAUAUCACGCCAAAAAUGUAGCACCAAAUAUUGUCUAA
Candida dubliniensis CD36 is the source of this 1035-nucleotide messenger RNA. RefSeq names its product Ifd6p (gene IFD6). The coding region runs from base 1 to 1035 and encodes 344 amino acids. The transcript has a single exon. Lineage: Eukaryota; Fungi; Ascomycota; Pichiomycetes; Serinales; Debaryomycetaceae. The record is from RefSeq and is a predicted model, not a curated record.